AAGACCUGCUUUCGGGGGUCUUCACGGUUCUUUUCCGGGAAGCCUGCGGGGUAGAGGACUCCGGCCGGAGGGAAGGACGAGUGUGGUCAGCUUUCUCUUCUCCGGGAACCUGCACCUCCCCAGGCGGAAGGAGCCUGCCCAGUGUCCAUCCACAGGUCUGCAGUCUGUGCUCAGAGUCAGCAGAACUCACCGUGAAAGUGAUGUGUUUUCUCCAGUUGCACAAAAUGAGCGUGAGGUGGUUAGCCAGACCAGGAGCUCAACCUCGUGUGGAGUCCAGCCUACUGUUCUGAUGCAGAAGGGGAGGCAGAAAGUGCCACAUGUGGAUGCCCCCCUGGGCCUGCCCACCUGCCUCUGGCUGGAAUUAGCUGGACUCUUCUUACUGGUUCCCUGGGUCAUGGGCCUGGCAAGGACAGGUGGGCCUGAGGCCCAGAGCCCAGGGGGGCUGAGUUGGGCUGUGCAUCUGGACAACCUGGAAGGCAAGGAGCAAGAGGUGACUGUGGAGCAAAAGGCAGAUGCCUUGGCCCGGGCAGCAGGACUGGUGAAUGCUGGGCGCAUCGGGGAGCUCCAGGGGCACUACCUCUUUGUCCACCCAGCUGGGCACCAGUCAGACCAGCAGGUAGAGGCCAUCCGGCAGCAGGCAGAGGCCGUGUUAGCCAGACAUGAAGCUGUGCACUGGCACUCAGAGCAGAAACUGCUAAAGCGAGCCAAGCGCAGCGUCCACUUCAAUGACCCCAAAUACCCACAGCAGUGGCACCUGAAUAACCGGCGGAGCCCCGGCAGGGACAUCAACGUGACAGGUGUGUGGGAACGCAACGUGACGGGGCGAGGGGUGACUGUGGUGGUCGUGGAUGACGGAGUGGAACACACCAUCCAGGAUAUUGCACCCAACUAUAGCCCUGAAGGCAGCUAUGACCUCAACUCUAAUGACCCUGACCCCAUGCCCCACCCGGAUGUGGAGAAUGGCAACCAUCAUGGCACUCGGUGUGCGGGAGAGAUUGCUGCGGUGCCUAACAACAGCUUCUGCGCAGUGGGAGUGGCGUAUGGGAGUCGCAUAGCAGGUAUCCGGUUACUAGAUGGACCCCUGACAGACAGCAUGGAGGCUGUGGCGUUCAACAAGCACUAUCAGAUCAAUGACAUCUACAGUUGCAGCUGGGGCCCAGAUGAUGAUGGGAAGACAGUGGAUGGCCCUCAUCAGCUUGGAAAGGCCGCCUUGCAACAUGGGGUGAUCGCUGGCCGCCAGGGCUUCGGGAGCAUCUUUGUCGUGGCGAGUGGCAAUGGGGGCCAGCACAACGACAACUGCAACUAUGACGGCUACGCCAACUCCAUCUACACGGUCACCAUAGGUGCUGUAGAUGAGGACGGACGGAUGCCGUUCUACGCAGAGGAGUGUGCGUCCAUGCUGGCGGUCACCUUCAGCGGUGGGGACAAGAUGCUCAGGAGCAUUGUGACCACUGACUGGGACCUUCAGAAGGGCACAGGCUGCACCGAGGGCCACACAGGCACCUCAGCCGCAGCCCCCCUGGCAGCCGGCAUGAUAGCCCUCAUGCUGCAGGUGCGGCCCUGCCUUACCUGGCGUGAUGUCCAGCACAUCAUUGUCUUCACAGCCACCCAGUACGAGGAUCGCCGUGCAGACUGGAUCACCAAUGAGGCAGGCUUCAGCCAUAGCCACCAGCACGGAUUCGGCCUGCUCAAGGCUUGGAGACUCGUUAACGCAGCCAAGAUCUGGACAUCUGUCCCUUACUUAGCUUCCUACGUCAGCCCUGUGUUAAAAGAGAACAAGGCUAUCCCACUGUCCCCCGACUCCCUGGAGGUGCUGUGGAAUGUCAGCAGGACGGACCUGGAGAUGUCGGGGCUGCAGACCUUGGAGCACGUGGCAGUGACGGUCUCCAUCACUCACCCGCGACGUGGCAGCUUGGAGCUGCAGCUCUUUUGCCCCAGCGGCAUGAUGUCCCUCAUCGGCGCCCCCCGCAGCAUGGACUCGGACCCCAGCGGCUUCGAGGACUGGACCUUCUCCACUGUGCGCUGCUGGGGGGAGAGGGCGCGAGGGUCCUACAGACUCGUGGUCAGGGAUGUAGGAGAUGAGGCGCUCCCGGCCGGCACCCUCCGGCAAUGGCGGCUGACCCUGUACGGCUCUGCGUGGAGUCCGGUGGACAUCAGAGACAGACAGAGACUCUUAGAAGAUGCCAUGAGUGGAAAGUACCUGCACGACGGCUUCUCUCUGCCCUGCCCUCCUGGGCUCAAAAUUCCUGAGGAAGUCGGUUACCCCAUCACCCCUAACACCCUCAAGACCCUGGUGCUGGUCGGCUGUUUUGCCGCCUUCUGGACUGUGUACUACGUGCUGGAAGUCUACCUGAGCCAGAGGGAUGUGGCCUCUCACCUGGUUUGUCGGAGACCCUGCCACUGGCUCCCAAGAAGCCGAAAAGCCAGGGAGGAGGGGUCAGAACUGGAGUCAGUGCCACUUUGCAGCAGCACGGACCCUGGGGGAGCGGAGGCGGAGGCCGCAGGCCCUGUCAUCGCUGCGGGUGCCCCGGGCCCAGGCCUGCCGGGCAGGGAGGAGCAGAUGUGCUGACCGCCUGCAGCUCGGCCUGGCACAAACUCUUCCUCCCCGGCAGGGAGCUUGGCAGCUGCUCCCAAGUCCGGGAGCCCUGGGAGCAGGCACCCCUGAUGCGCACGUCCGUCUGUCCGUCCGUCCGCAGCCCAGAGGCUCCAGAGCACCUCUGACGGCCCCCAGGGCGGGCCAAGCUUUGGAGGGGACGUGCGGAGGAGCGGUGCAGAGGACAGGGUGGCAGCAACACGACCUUCCUGAACCGACAGCCUCGGGUGAGAAGGACUCCGAUGGGACUGGCCCGUCAUUUCCCCCGGCCAGUGGUGCGGCCACGGGCCCUCGCCCGCCCGGCAGGCGUGAGAAGGGGCCUGCCGUGGCCAGAAGAGCGUCCCCGGGAAACGUCCCUGGAGUCACUUGGGAAGAGGGCGCAGAGGGCGGACUGGAAGGGCCCGGAUAUCCUGUCCUCGGGCCCAGGACCCGGAGCCAGCACUGUGCUCACCCUCCUGCCUAAGCCUUGGACCUUGGACAUACGGGUGUGGCUGUGGUCCCUCCGCCCAGGACACUGCCCUCAAGCCAUUGCUUCCGUCUCCCUAAUCAGAAGCCACCCCCGAACCCUGGACUCCCUCACCAUCCCCACCUUUCAUCCGAAGGGUCAGGAUGAUGCUCCUGGCCAAGCCAGGGAGGGCCUGGCCCGGCUGCUGCUUCCCAGGGGAGUCUGCACAGGACUGGGAGGGUGCGGCCACUGCCACCCAGCCCAGCCGCCCUGUCCUCCUCCCAAAGUGCUCAGGGAACGGCCUUGCCCUCUCCCCCCCCCCCCCCCCCCCCCCCCCGCCGCCGAGGCCAGCUGUCUGCUGGCAGCUCUAACGCCCCUUCUUGGCUCCCCCUCUUCUGAGCUGGUUGGUUGACUCGAAUUUUUUUUAACACUUAAGAUUUGAUUUUCUCCUUUCACAGCAACUUCUGUUGAAUUUUUUCUGCACAGCUUUUCCACAAUAAAAACUUCCACAUAAUUCUGCCA
Molecule: messenger RNA, 3560 nt
Organism: Eptesicus fuscus (big brown bat)
Lineage: Eukaryota; Metazoa; Chordata; Mammalia; Chiroptera; Vespertilionidae
Gene: PCSK7
Product: proprotein convertase subtilisin/kexin type 7
Exons: 17
Coding region: 290-2569 (759 amino acids)
Biological process (GO): protein processing
Cellular component (GO): Golgi membrane; trans-Golgi network
Molecular function (GO): serine-type endopeptidase activity
Source: RefSeq, a predicted model, not a curated record